AUGGUAAUAGGGAAAAAGGGCAUUAAAAGAAAACGGAAAAUAACUAGUUGCGUUUACUGUUAUCAACAUAAAGUUAAGUGUGAUCGUCAAACUCCCAAAUGUUCCAAUUGUGUAAAAUAUAAUCUUGACCAAUGCCUUUACGGACUUGAACGACCUGAAUCGAAUAAUAGCAAAAAAAUAGAUAAAACUUUUACCCUUACUAAUUCAAAGAAUCACAAAGUCAGUAAAAAUCCACGAGCGAAUAUUACUCUAACUAAUUAUGAACCAACAGUUUUCAAAUCUAAAACAUUGGCCCCAUUUUUCACCGAAUCUGUUAAGCAAGAAUUAUUGCUAACCAAUAGUGUUACUACCGAUAGUAAUACCAAUGGGUCUCAACUGUUAAAUUUUGUUAAUAAUUGGGAUCGACUUGAUAUUAGCAAGAUAAUAGAUUUAAUACCCAAGUCAGAAAAUGAAUUAACUGGUUCAACUAACACAUUUUUCAACAAUAUCCAUCCGAUUAUCCCCAUUUUGGACCAAAAUAUCAUAACAAGACUAGUUAAAAACAGCUGUGCCAGCAUGUCUGCCAAUAAUUCAAAAAUAGAUAUUUCUGACUUGAUACUAAUUUUUACUAUACUAUUUACCACUUCUUACACAAAUAGAAUAACCAAUACCACUAAAAAAUCCACAGAGGAUCUCUUUAAUCAAUACUACAAUGCAUACCGAUCAUUAUUGGAUAUCAGUGGUUCCUUGGAAUAUGGAACACCACGGUUAGGUAUAUUGCAAUCCAUGGUUAUCAUCUCAUUUGUCAUGGAUCCCAAUAUGAGACACUGUUGCGAUAAAUCCGCCUUUUUCAUUAGGCAGGCGCAACAGUUGGGAAUAAAUAAAUCGCCGGGAAGAUUGCAAACCAUGCUUUGGCAUUUUAUACUUUAUAUGGAAGGGUCUUCCUCGGUAGUUAAUGGUAUGCCAUUCUUAAGCCCGAAUUAUUUUUACGACGAAGUUGAGUUGCCCUCUUUAGAUAUUUUGGAUAAAAAACAUUAUUACAUGGCUUUUACUGUUGGAAGAUUUAUAAUUAAUGAAAAAUUCAGGCUUAUUAUGGAUAUUAAUGAUAGCAACACAAUAUCAAUGGACGAUAUUGUAAAUCUGUAUGGCGAAAUAAACAAACUAUGCGACUCCAUUUGUAAGAACAAUUCAAUUUAUGGAAGAUAUUUUUCAAGCACCCUUUAUAUUUUUUUGUAUAGGGUACACUUAAGAUAUAUGAAACUGCUAAUUCUAUCAGAUAAGGAAAAUUCAAAUGAUACGUUUAUUUCUAGGGAUGAACAACACAAAGAAGGGUCUCUUAACAGUGAUACAACCGAUUUUAGUAAGGAAAAAAAAAUAACCAAAAGAUUCUCUGAGAUCGGGCUAAAAAGUAUUUUAGGUGACAAUGCCCACACCAAUACAGGCAUUGUAGAAAUUUCGAUUUUAUUACUCUUCCAUACUUGUAUUAGAUUACAAAAAACGCAGAAAAGCGCUGCCAGUAGUUCCAAUAACAGCAAUGUGCUCAGUAAUUUUUUAUGGUACACUUUAGGUUCGACUCCUAUGCAGUAUUUAUUUGUUGUUAUCAAAGACUUAUAUAACAACAAUAGGGCGAAAAAAGGCAAGAAUAGCUUCGAGUAUGCUUUUCUAAAUUUAGGUCCUCAUGUGCUACAAUCUAUUCCAACUGAGGUAUUAAACAUAGUUUCAUCGAACGUGGCCUGUGCAGCUUAUUAUCCAUAUUUGUUAGUGGAUGUGGUUAUCAUGUUAUUAGAAACCCACCUGCUGCAUUUAUGGACCGAGGAUUAUGUAAAUAAAUUUAUAUUAGUUAAAUAUCUCAAGGGUAAAGUUUGGGAAGCUAAUUCAGAACACAUACAAGAAUAUUUAGACGGAAAUUAUACAGUGCCCGAUUUUUUUAAACCAUUUGUUUCUGUUAAGGAGCUGCAACAGGAAAAAAGGAAUACCAGAGACAGCAAUGAAAGGCCAUUGCCAUUAUCAUCAGAAUAUCGUCUCAAUGGCAAGCAAGAGGACCUUUUUGUUGCAAAUAAUGUCGACAACAAUACUAACAACAAAGUGUCUGAUAUUAUAGACCAGCUUAUCUAUGAAGAGGACUUUUUUAAUUGGACUUUGGACCUUUAG
This is a messenger RNA of Saccharomycodes ludwigii, 2130 nucleotides long. RefSeq lists its product as uncharacterized. Gene Ontology annotation, molecular function: zinc ion binding; DNA-binding transcription factor activity, RNA polymerase II-specific. Bases 1 to 2130 code for a protein of 709 amino acids. The record is from RefSeq and is a predicted model, not a curated record. Lineage: Eukaryota; Fungi; Ascomycota; Saccharomycetes; Saccharomycodales; Saccharomycodaceae. Gene Ontology annotation, biological process: regulation of DNA-templated transcription. The transcript has a single exon.